This is a messenger RNA of Amphibalanus amphitrite, 3193 nucleotides long. Its product is annotated as methionine synthase reductase-like. Gene Ontology annotation, molecular function: FMN binding; [methionine synthase] reductase (NADPH) activity; flavin adenine dinucleotide binding. Gene Ontology annotation, cellular component: cytosol. The coding region runs from base 176 to 1978 and encodes 600 amino acids. The transcript has 2 exons. Lineage: Eukaryota; Metazoa; Arthropoda; Thecostraca; Balanomorpha; Balanidae. The record is from RefSeq and is a predicted model, not a curated record. Gene Ontology annotation, biological process: homocysteine metabolic process.
ACUGUUUUUAUUUAUCGCGCAGCUGGUUCAGGUUAGGGACUGGUUGCAAAUGUGCUACGCUACUUGUGCAUUGCUAUAUUGAUAUUAUCAAUCGUUCAAUUAUUGUUUGGUGCCUUUUCAUCCUACAAAAGUAACGUCUGACCAUGUGUGACAUCCUGGCGCCGGCAGUCUGACCAUGUGUGACGUCCUGGCACCGGAAGAGGUGUUUGAGGACUGUCUGAGCUCCUCUGAGGAUGAGGAGAUCUACGAGGACUGUCCGACCCCCGAGGACUGCCGCCUCCCGUCCGACGACCGCACCAGCCCAGCGGGGGACUGGACCAGCCCAGCGGGGGACCAGACCAGCCAGGCGGGGGAACGCACCAGCCUGGUCCACAAUCGGACUAGCCCGGUUCAGAAGCAGAGCAGCCCAGCCGAGGACCGAAUCAGCGCGCUUCAGGAACGAAUUAGCUCAGAUGGGGACCGGGUCCGUCCAGCAGAGGACCGGACUAGCCCAGCGGAGGAUCCGAUCAGCCCGGCCCAGGGCCGUACCAGCCCGGCGGAGGACCGUACUAGCUCAGCGGAGGCCCCUAUCAGCUCACCCACGGGUCGAACCAGCCCGGCUGAGGAACGGACUACCCCAGCUGAGGACCGGACUAGUCCCGUGGAGGACCGGCUAAGCCCAUCAGAAGACCUUGCCGGUCCGAGUCAGAAGAGUACCGACUCAGUGGCGGACCGGCUCAGCUCAGUAGAAGAUACUCCUAGUCCCGAUGCCGAUGUUCCUUGCUCAGCAGAAUCUCCUGCGAGUGAGCCUGCGUCCCACUCCAGCGCUGUAGCUAUCUCUGAGGUAGCAACCCCCUCAGGUGAGCCGGCCGCGGCGGCUGACCCGUCUGCGCCCGCUGAGGAGAGCCACCAGUGCCGGAGUGAGCCGGCGCCGCCCGCUGGGAUGGCGCCGGACGGAGUCGGCCGGGACCUGAGUGUCAGCGAGGCGCCCGCCGCGCCGUGGGUGGCCGGCCAGGGCGACUGGGACGAGUCCGAGGGCGACGAGCGGCCGCGCGCCUCUCAGUCCUCUGAGGCGGACUCCUCCGAGUCGGGCUCCACGCCGGAGACAAUGGCGCGCAGCUGGCACGUGCUGGAGAGCUCGGAGCCCGCCGCCGCCGGCUCGCCGCUGGAUGAGGCGGCGCCGCGGCCGGCCGGAGCCGCCCCGGACAUGGCGCAGCUGGCCGACGCCGUGGCCGACUCCCAGUCCCGCCCGGCGUCCGACUCGGAGCGCAGUCCGGACGACUCGGAGCGCAGCCCGGACGGCUCGGAGCGCAGCCCGGACCCGUCGGCCGCCGCUGACGCUCCGGCGGCGGCCGGCGCGGCGGCGCGCGACAGUGACGACGACGGCGAGCUGAUGACUGACCCGGACGCGGUGGACGAGGCGGCGCUCCGUCAGCUGGACGAGUCUCAGACGGAGGAGGAGCGGGAGGAGCGCCGGCAGCGCGCCGCCCUGCUCAAGGCCGACGGUAACCAGCUGUACGCGGCGGCCGCAUACGACGCCGCCCGCGAGCGCUACACGGCCGCGCUGCAGCUGUGUCCGCUGGCGGCCGGCGCCGAGCGCGCCGUCAUGUUCUCCAACCGGGCCGCCUGCCGCGCCCGCGCGGACGACGAGGCCGGCGCGCUGGCCGACUGCUCGCGCGCGCUCGAGCUGGACCCCGGGUACGCGCGGCCGCUGCAGCGGCGCGCCGAGAUCUACGAGCGCACCGAGCGGCUGGACGAGGCGCUGGAAGACUGGAAGCGGCUGCUGGAGCUGCGACCCGACUGCGGCGAGGCGCGCCGCGCCGUCACCCGCCUGCCGCCGCUCAUUGCCGAGAGAAACGAGAAGCUCAAGAGCGAGAUGCUAGGCAAACUGAAGGAGCUGGGCAACAUGUUCAUGCGGCCGUUCGGACUCUCUACGGAUAACUUUCAGAUGGAACAGAACGAGGCCGGCGGCUACUCGGUCAAGUUCAAGCCGACGUGACGCCUGUGUGCGCGCUCGCGAGUGUUUGAACUGCCCGCCACGGUUGGGCUGGGGUCAGGUGUACGGAAUUUGCCGCACAUUUCACUAGAAGAUCGUCAUGGAAUCGCAGGACAUUGCUCGAUGUUUUUACCAGUAGGAUCUCUAUGAUAAUGAAUGUCUUUGUCCGAAUGCCUAGUUGCUUUAAGAUGUUGUUUGUGCGUGUACGUUAUCUGCCAAGAACAACUCCGCUCCACUUUCUAUACUGUUAAAGUAUCUUACAAAAUCAUCGACGUCUCGAGUAUCUGCCAGUUCCCGAUGUGUCCAGUUGAUUCAGAUCUGAUUGUCUGUGCAUUGUGCGGCUGUUUCGGACCCGUCUCCGCUCUGCCGUGGCGGGCCGCUGGCCGGCCCGGCGCCGGGCCGCCUGUCACCCGCUCAGGCGAUAACCAAGGACGAGCAGAGGGCUCGGCCCCGACCGGCGGACCGUAGAGGUAGUGUGAUGACGCGCAGAUUCGUGUCGGGACGGCGGCGAGUGGGCUGGAGGUGGUAGCGCUGCGGCUCGCGGGAGUCUGAUCGGCAGAGGUAGGUUAAUCGGCGGUCAGUUCAGGACGACUGUGGCCUUUGGCGGGCGCGCCGCUGCGGCCUCCAUCGUGCAUGUGACGUGCCUAGAGCAAUGUUUUAGGAAAAUUCGGCGUAUCCGACACAAUCAUAGGUUUUGUUGGCUCGUUGUCUGUAGUUUGUGAUUUGCCAUGCAUAUCUUAUGGAAGUUUGAUAAGUCUUAGGUGACACAGUUCUAGGUCUGGAUAAGUUUAUGAAGGUAUCACCACUGAUGCCGCGCUAGCUGUACUUGCCUAGAUGGGUACGUCGCAAUAUUCGAUAGUACCUGCGCUGGGGUGUUCCGUUAUAAACAACGUUGGCUAGGGCCGCAUAUGUCGGCCGUGAGGCAUGGCCUGGCUUCAGGGUGUGUCGAGUCAAACACAUUUCGCUACGUGGACUGCCCGUUCGACAAAUAAUCGUGUUUAUGGACGGUCGGUACAACACAAUCCUAAUAUAAGUGUACGGGUCCGUACGGCACAGAGUCGGCACGGCCCGUCCGACGACUCGACUCGUAUCUCUAGUGUCUGCUGUACCCGCUUACAGCGAGGCUUUAGUUCUUGUGGUGCUCUGCUUGACGUAACGUUUCCUAUGGUGUGAUUUGGUUAUCCGUGACAUGAACUCGAUAUACAUGAUUGAAGUGAA